Tripterygium wilfordii is the source of this 2031-nucleotide messenger RNA. Its product is annotated as laccase-7-like. The transcript has 6 exons. NCBI's taxonomy places the organism in Eukaryota, Viridiplantae, Streptophyta, Magnoliopsida, Celastrales, Celastraceae. Gene Ontology annotation, biological process: lignin catabolic process. Bases 96 to 1802 code for a protein of 568 amino acids. The record is from RefSeq and is a predicted model, not a curated record. Gene Ontology annotation, molecular function: copper ion binding; hydroquinone:oxygen oxidoreductase activity. Gene Ontology annotation, cellular component: apoplast.
ACGCUUCUUUACAAGAGACCAUGUUUAUCUUAUAAAUAAGGGUUUCUCUGUAUUUUUUUUUCAAAGGCUGCAGCUCCUCCCUUCAAGAGUUGGAAAUGGCGAGCUACCCACUCGUGGCUUGGGUAGCGUUUGUUGUGCUUCUUUUAUCUUCUUCAACUCUUGCUUCCGCUGCAAUCGUCCAACACUAUUUUAAUGUUCAAAAUCUGACUCUCAAUAGACUGUGCAAAGAGCAAGUGAUAACAGCCGUGAAUGGAAAUUUUCCAGGGCCAAUUAUAAGCGUCCACGAGGGUGAUACCGUCUUUGUCCAUGUUUUCAAUAAAUCUCCUUAUAACAUCACCAUUCACUGGCAUGGUGUAUCUGGUAUAAGCCCAUGGGCCGAUGGACCCAGUAUGAUAACCCAAUGUCCCAUUCGCACUGGACAUAAUUAUACCUACAAAUUUAACAUUAUAAAUCAGGAGGGAACCCUCUUUUGGCAUGCCCAUGAGGACUGGCUCCGUGCCACAGUUUUUGGGGCAAUUAUUAUCCGUCCCAGACCCGGCCAUCCAUACCCAUUCCCUAAACCCACCCGUGAAAUUCCCAUCAUAUUAGGAGAAUGGUGGAAUAUGAGUAUCAUUGAUGUUGAAGACAUAACAUUGGACUCCGGUGGCACUCCUAUACCUAAUACUGCUUUCUUUAUUAAUGGAUUGCCUGGAGAUCUCUAUCCUUGCUCUCAAAAUCAAAUGUUUAAGCUUAAUGUGAAGAAAGGAAAUACAUAUCUCCUCCGCUUAAUCAACGUUGGACUGGAUAACACUCUAUUCUUCAAGAUAGCCAAUCACAACAUGACAGUUGUUGGCAUUGACGGCUCCUACACUACUCAUUAUGUGACCGACGUCAUUUUGAUUGCUCUCGGCCAGACCACAGACGUCCUCGUCACCUUUAACCAACCGGUGGGGUCUUACUACAUGGCCUCUAGCCACUACGACGUCGUACCAUUAGUUGGUGAGAACACCACAACGAGAGGGGUGGUCGUGUACGAUGGUGCGGAUACAUCGAAGACUCCAUUAAUGCCUGUUCUGCCUUCUCAUAUUGACACACCUACGGCCCAUAGGUUUCAGAGUAAUCUCACUGGGCUUACAAAUGGGCCUCACUUUGUUCCGGUGCCAAGUAAGGUGGAUCAGCAUAUGUUAUUCACUGUUGGAUUGGGCCUUGUCCCUUGCACAACAAAUGUGACUUGUGCCGGCCCAUUUGGGCUAGAAUUGGCAUCAAGUUUCAAUAACGCGUCAUUUGUGCCGCCAACAAGCUUAUCUAUGUUGGAAGCAUUUUAUUACAAUGUGAGUGGAAUCUACACCGCUGAUUUCCCUGACAAUCCUCCAACCCCAUUCGACUACACCAACACCAGCAUCAGCUUAGACCGUUCAUUGAUAUCAACCAGAAAAUCAACGAGCGUGAAGAAAUUGAAGUUCAAUUCGACGGUUGAGAUUGCAUUUCAAGAUACAGCAUUACUCGCAUACGGUAUCCACCACCCAAUCCAUCUACAUGGGUUCAGCUUUCAUGUAUUGGCUCAAGGUUUUGGAAACUAUGACCCUAUUAGAGAUCGUGAAAAGUACAAUCUAGUGAACCCACCAUACCGUAAUACUAUACUCCUGCCCGUAGGAGGUUGGAUGGUCAUCAGGUUCACAGCAAACAAUCCAGGUGUAUGGUUCUUGCAUUGCCACUUGGACGUGCACAUGUCAUGGGGCAUGGCCAUGGCUUUUGAGGUUGAGAAUGGGCCCACUAAAUCAACAAAGCUGCCUCCUCCACCACUUGAUUUGCCGAAAUGUUAAGAAUCACCUUAAAAAAGGUGUUCAAAUAUUCCAACGGUGGAUAUUUGAAGGAGCAUGCUCCUACUGCCUGUAUUCUACAAAGACAACACAUAUAUACGCAGUCUUAUAGAAACUAUUUUUAUUAAUUGGUGUGAGAAUAGAAAUUAUGUCAACUUAUAUAUAUGGAGAUUGAAAUAUUAAUUUUAAAUAUUUUAUUUUAGUAUUUUAAGAAAUCUUAUUUUUGAAUCAA